Messenger RNA from Syngnathoides biaculeatus (alligator pipefish), 7009 nucleotides. It is a transcript of the gene tiam1b, whose product is annotated as TIAM Rac1 associated GEF 1b. NCBI's taxonomy places the organism in Eukaryota, Metazoa, Chordata, Actinopteri, Syngnathiformes, Syngnathidae. Gene Ontology annotation, molecular function: protein binding; guanyl-nucleotide exchange factor activity. The record is from RefSeq and is a predicted model, not a curated record. Gene Ontology annotation, biological process: activation of GTPase activity; small GTPase-mediated signal transduction; positive regulation of axonogenesis. Gene Ontology annotation, cellular component: plasma membrane; synapse; cytosol. The coding region runs from base 980 to 5644 and encodes 1554 amino acids. The transcript is spliced from 27 exons.
UCCACUCUGGUCCUCUUAAGAGGAUGGGUGCACAAAUUAGGAGGAAGUCAGUUAAUCUCUUGCCCCAUCUGUUGAUGCUCCCGAGAUUUAUUUUUCGUCUAACACAUAGCAUCCUCCGCUUCACUUCACCUCUGUCGAAAUGACACCUCGUGAUGACGUCGCGGUUUAUCGGCACUUCGCAUUCGUCCGUGUGAGGGACUCUCAGAAAGCUUUUUAUGGCUGUUCUGUUGCAUUCUAAAUAUGGGAAGACCUGUCAGAUCUCACGCAACAUUUUAAGAUGACCAUUUGUGUGGUAUAAAGUGGGCGGGAGCAGCAGCCGUGGGUAUUAAUGAACUACUGUAUAGUGCUGAUGACUCUUGUAUGGAACCUUUUUUGAUUAGCACUCAAGGCAAAGUCAAAUGCACUGUAUCACUUUGUUGGGUAAUCUAUCAAAGUCUAAUUAAAUUAGGGGCUUGCCUGAUGCAGGAACUUAAACAGGAACUUACUAUUGAGUGGUUGACAGACCUCUGUAGUCAUUUACAAAGCCACCCAUUAUGCUGCGUUAUGCAAGGCCAGAAUUCAGAUGAUUAAAAUACAUUGAAAAGCAAAACUUCCAAACACUGAUCUUUACUUUUUACGCUCAGCCGCACUUCGUGCUUGCCGACCUUACGUCACCGGGCCAAAGCGCCUUAAUCGGUGGCGAAGUCCGCUGCCGUGAGGGUCGCUGCUGCCAUGGGCUCAGCAUUGAGAUUGACCGCCGUCCUGGUGGCGAGGUCCCCUGAUGACCGACUUGGUCCGGCUAAGGAGCGGGGACCCAGCCCAAGGUGGUCUGUGCCUCGUUCUUGGCUGUGCCAGAAGAGGCUGGCCGGCAGGGACGCUCUGAUGGUCCCUGAUGGGAUUUUUUUGGAUCGUCACAAGGGGUGAAGCUCCAGACUUGUACGAAGUUGGAUUGAUGAGAAACAUGUCCGAGAAGUUGCGUCCACCCUGCAGUCGCUGAAUCAUGGGAAAUGCGGAAAGCCAGCACGGGGAGAAUGCCUUCUUUGGUACGGAACGUGGCUAUUUGUCACGGAAGCAUAUGUCGCGUUCUCUCCGCAUCUCUAACAAGCAGUCGCGACACUGUCGGCACACCUCGUCGGGCAAGAUAGAGCACAGGAACUCUGAGGCCAGCACGCGCUCCAGCAGCACCCCCAGCAUCCCGCAGUCCUUGGCUGAAAAUGGUCUGGAGCCUUUCAAUGAGACCAACAUCCUGCCUGACUUUGGAAGUCCCAUCUGGGUGGACCGGGUGGUUAUGAACCUGAGGCCCAUGUCCUUCCACCACGACCUGUCCAGUCCCACGGCGCACGGCAACACCAUGCUUAUCACCCUCCCCGGGCCCACCGCGGACGAGGUGCAGGAUGAGGACAUUUACGCGGGCGAGGUAACGUAUCUCCAGGACACUCGGGACUGCACCAAGGAGCCUGCCGGUUUUAUGAAGAAACGAUCUAAGUCGGCGGACACGUGGCGAGACGACAGUCUGGAGUACUCCCUGUCAGAUCUCAGCCAAGACCACCUGACCAGCACGGAGGAGAUGAUAACCCCUGGCACAGAGCGGGACUUGAUGGACGAAGGCCCGCUGCAUUCCACUCCCGGAGACUCCACAGACCGGGCCAACUCCUUAGACGAACUGUACAACCAAAAGACCCCCAGUCGCAGGCAACCCAACGGCCGCUACACCAAAUUGCACGAUGGCAAACGAGGCGCCGGAGGGAGCGAAGAUGAGAAAAUGAUCUGUGAGGAGGGCAGCAACACAUACAGCGCCUUCACGCUGCCUUGCAGACGCUCGCAUUGCCUCUCUGAAGGCUUGCGCGCGUCCCAGGCCCCCAUGAGCGCCACCAUGCAGGGCAGGAGGGCGCAGACCAUUCAGGACGUCACCGGCGGCGAGGGUACCGAGUACGAGGACAGCGGCAUCGACGGGGUGACGGCCGAGGCCGAGUCCCGCCGCUACAAGACCAUGUCGGCCUCCUUCUCCGUGUGCUCGGCGGCGGGCGGCAGCGUGUUCGCCGGCAGCGACAGCGGCAGCAGCAACGGCGGCGGCGGCGGGACCGCCGAUUGCGCCCAGGGUGUCUAUGAGAACUUCCGCCAAGAGCUGGAGAGGAGCUCAUGCCAGACGGAGAGCUUGGAGGAGGUGCUGAGCGACGAGCAGAGCACUAUGAGCUCCGCCUACCAGUCGGACCCGCUGCUCGGCGCAGGCGCGCAGGGGAUGGUGCGCAAAGCGGGGGGGCUCGCUGUCAAGAACUUCCUGGUGCACAAGAAGAACAAGAAGGUGGAGUCGGCCGCCAGACGCAAGUGGAAAAGCUAUUGGGUGUCCCUCAAAGGCUGCACUCUUUUCUUCUAUGAGACCGACGGGCGCUCGGGAAUCGACAACAACAGCGUUCCCAAGCACGCCAUCUGGGCGGAGAACAGCAUCGUGCAGGCUGUACCCGAGCAUCCCAAAAAGGACUUUGUGUUCUGCCUCAGCAACUCCCUGGGAGAUGCCUUCUUGUUCCAGACGUGCAGCCAGACCGAGUUGGAGAACUGGAUCACGGCCGUCCACUCGGCGUGCGCCACUGCCGUCGCCCGGCAGCACCGGCGCGAGGACACGGUCCGCCUGUUGCGUGCCGAGAUCAAGAAGCUGGAGCAAAAGAUCGACAUGGACGAGAAGAUGAAGAAGAUGGGCGACAUGCAGCUGUCCGCCGUUACCGACGCCAAGAAGAGGAAGACAAUUCUGGAUCAGAUCUUCUUGUGGGAGCAGAACCUCGAGCAGUUCCACAUGGAUCUCUUCCGCUUCCGCUGCUACCUGGCCAGCCUGCAGGGCGGCGAGCUGCCCAACCCCAAGCGCCUGCUGGCCUUCGCCUCGCGCCCCACCAAGCUGGCCAUGGGCCGCCUGGGGAUCUUCUCCGUCUCGUCCUUCCACGCUCUGGUGGCGGCUCGGACGGAGAGCGGCGUGAGGCGGCGGGCGCACGCCAUGUCACGCUCUUGCAGCAAACGCAAAAGCCGCUUCUCGUCCCUCUGGGGGCUGGACACCACCUCCAAGAAGAAGACCAGGGCCCACCCCAGCAUCAACCAGGUCUUCACAGAUGGAGAGGAGCUUGUGAAAAAGACUCCAGAUGGAAUAUACAUCGACUCGCCAAAGGAGCCCCAACCAAACGAGGAGGCAACGGGGAAGAGCAUCCCGAGGCCCAGCACGGAGAGUGACAUCUGGCUGCCGGACCACCUCACCCCCUCCUGGGUGUGUCUGCCCAACGACCAGCCGGUGCUGACCAUCAUCCAGCCCGGCGAGUCGGCGCUGUGCGUGUUGGAAACCAUAUGCAAGGCCCACCACCUGGAUCCCACCAAGCACUACCUUCGGCUCAAGUUCCUCAUCGACAACCGAGUUCAGUUCUACAUCCCCAAACCGGAAGAGGACGUGUGCGACCUGCUUUACAAAGAAGUUGAACUCUGCCCCAAAAUCACAAAAGUGGUCCAGUUUGACCGAGACGAGUCAUGCAUGAUUGGUUACGGUUUCUCCAUCUCGGUGGUGGAGGAGGACCGAGUGCAGCAGCUUUACAUCACGGACGUGAGGGCGGGCGGGCUCGCCUUCGCUAAAGGUCUAAACGCAGGCGACGAAAUCCUGCAACUGAACGGGAAGGAGGCCCAGAGCCUGGACUUCUCCGACAUGAAGGCGGCGUUCUCGCUCUCGUCGCUGGCGUUGACCGUCAGCACGUUGCCUCCCCUGGAGCGCCGCCAGCUCUGCUUCCUGCCGCCGCGGCGCUCGGACGUGGAGGAGGACCUCUACACGGACAUCUUCUCCCAGAGCCAAGAGGAAAUCCUGGACGACGGCGUGGGGCUACUGCUGGAGAGCUCGGGAGACAGCUUGGACGACGACGACUGCGAGAACUUCGGCCAGAAUGACGACGGCAGAAAGAAUACAGAGCAAGUGGCCGCCUUCUGCCGCAGCCUCCAUGACAUGAAUCCCCCGGAGUGCCCGUCCUCGUCCUCGCCCAGCCCGGACUCGCCCUUCCCGCCCGCGCUCCGCCAACUCUCGGACGCCGACAAACUGCGCAAGGUCAUCAGCGAGCUGGUGGAGACGGAGCGCACCUACGUCAAAGACCUCAACUGCCUCAUCGGGAGAUAUUUGAGCCCACUGCAGAAAGAGACCUUCCUCAGCCAGGAUGAGCUGGAUGUUCUUUUUGGAAAUCUUCCAGAAAUGGUGGAGUUCCAGGUGGAGUUCCUUAAGACUCUGGAGGAUGGAACCCGACUGGUUCCCGACCUGGACAAGCUGGAGAGAGUCGACCAGUUUAAAAAAAUCCUGUUCUCCCUGGGAGGCUCGUUCCUCUACUACGCCGACCGCUUCAAGCUGUACAGCGCGUUCUGCGCCAGCCACACCAAAGUCCCGAAGGUCCUCGUUAAGGCCAAAAGCGACCCAGACUUCAAGGCCUUCCUGGACGAACGCAACCCCAAGCAGCAACAUUCGUCCACGCUGGAGUCGUACCUGAUCAAGCCCAUCCAGAGGGUCCUCAAGUACCCUCUGCUCCUCCGGGAGCUCUACUCGCUCACUGACCCGGACAGCGAGGAGCACUACCACCUGGACGUCGCCAUGAAGGCCAUGAACAAAGUGGCCAGCCACAUCAACGAGAUGCAGAAAAUCCACGAGGAGUUUGGCGCUGUGUUUGACCAGCUCAUCACCGAGCAGAGCGGUGACAAGAAGGAGGUUGCUGACUUGUCCAUGGGGGACCUGCUGCUCCACACCAGCGUGACAUGGAUCAAUCCACCUGCUUCCUCAGGAAAGUGGAAGAAGGAGCCCCAAAUGGCCGCUUUUGUGUUCAAAAUGGCUGUUGUCUUCGUUUGCAAGGAUGGGUCCAAACAGAAAAAGAAAAUGGUUGGGUCCCACCGAGCGUCGAUGUCUUCUGAAGAGAAAGACCCCUUUAGGUAUCGUCACAUGAUUCCGACAGACGCCCUCCAAGUGAGACCCUUGGCUAACGCGGACGGCGAGGGCACGUCCGUGUGCGAGAUCGUCCACACCAAGUCGGAGUCCGAAGGCCGGCCGGAGCGAGCCUUCCAGCUGUGUUGCAGCUCCCCGGAGAGCAGGAAAGACUUCCUGAAGACGGUGCACUCCAUCCUGCGGGAGAAGCACCGGCGGCAGCUGCUGAAGACGGAGAGUCUGCCGCUCAACCAGCAGUACGUGCCCUUCGGAGGGAAACGCCUGUGCGCGCUCAAGGGCGCUCGGCCCGUCAUAAACCGAGCAGCAUCUGCACCAACCAGAACCUUUGGUCGGAGAAAGCUGGUGCGCAACCGCUUCACCAUCGACACCGACAUCGUCUUCGACGGCGAGCCCGAGCGAGAUCCCGCUUCCCCUCCGGACCCCGAGGACGAGGGGACGGAGCUGGAUUGCGACCGGCUUCUGUCGUCGUCGUCGGACGCCGGCGACACGGACCGCUGGGUGGAAGAACAGUUUGAUCUCAAAGAUUACGAAGACCCCGAGGAGGUGAAGGAGACGGACAUCCUGAGCGACGAAGACGACGGGGUCCGCCUCGACGCCUCCGUGGCCGCGUUGUCCCUGGAAGCCGAGAGUCCCGGGUACGGCGAGCCCUCGGCCACGAGUGACACCAACGAGGAGGGGGCUCACGUUUGGGUGCGGCGGAAGCAUCCGGAAUGCUCGCCCGACUGAAAGUGCAUCUCGGGCGGCUUUCGACGGUUUCCAUCGCAACGCAUGGACUGUUAGACAUGAACUAAUCAUAGUACAAUCAUGGAAUCCUAAUCACGUGCUUUGAUGACCGGCAGUGUUUGCACACCAGGGCGGCGCCGUGCAGCCCAGCCCGCUGUUGCCAAAUUACACUCGUCACAAAGAAUUCGGUCUAUUAGGCUUUCGAGUGAAAUUUCAGAUCGACUCCAAUCUUCACAGGUGAAUGUAAUUUAACUUUUUUUUUAACUUUUCAGUGUCGAUCACUUCCAACGUUUCAGUACUUUUUAUGAAUCUUAUGUUCUCCAGGAGGUGAAUGACCGAGGACGUCCACUUUCAUUCCUUUCUGUAACGCCUCCAGUCUCUUUGCAUGUCUGUGACAGACUAAGCUCAGUGGUCACUUCCAAAUGAGAGCAUCAUUUUGAUGAAUUUUGUCAUCUUCAUCUCACAAAUGAAAAUUGUGUGAUGAAGAAGACUCCUUAAAUUCCAAUUCAACCAGGAAAUGUACCGGUCCAGUCGUGGUUCAAACAAGUUCAGUGAAUUUAACCUUUCCCUCUUUCGAGAAGAGCGGGUUGUUCAAAAAGUAUUUGGAAUUGUGCACCCAAAAGUCAAAUUUAGGUCACCUCCAAAGGCUGUAGUUCAGUUUCGGUUGAUCCUGAAACUUCACCCGAAAGCUGGAAUACCGAAUAUCUCUAACUUUGUGUGAGUAGUGUACGUAUUCAUGUGACUCGGAUAGAAUUUUAUAUUUGUUCUCACAGAAAUGAAAUAAGUAAUAGCAAAUGGCGUCGUGUAUUGCAUCAUUUAAUGGACUACUGUUUUCAGACUCUUAUUUUGUUUAUGUAAUAUUCUUAGUUUUACAGAUUUUUUAGUCUGCUUUGGUUCCCUGAGUACAUUUUUUGGGGGGGGUAACAAUCUGUUCAUUUUUAUUGGUUUUCAUUUGACAUAAUCCUGUUUUACUUGAAUAUUUCUUUUCAUGUUUUUGUUUACUGUAAAACAUUCCACUUUUCUUGCUCUUCAGUAUUUCCUUUCCAAGAAAAUCUUCUCAUUUCUCGUGCACUCGUCUCGAGAAUUUGCACAUGAGCUGUUUUUUUUUUUUUUGUUUGUUUUUUUUAAGAAAAAGGUCUUCACUGGAUUUCAAAGCAAUGUUUUAUUACUAUUUAUUGAGUUGUAAAUGUAUUUGAUAGCAAAGGUAAAGGAUGCUCCAAAUGUGCUCAAGCAAUCAACUGCAAGAGGGAAGAUGUGCAGUUUUUGGUCAAGUGUGUUGAAGUAAUUGCGCUACCAGGACUGCAUUUUUAUUAUUACUGUGCCUGUACAUAAAAAUGUAUUGAUAUUAUAAUUAAAAAAAACUGUUGU